CUCCGCAUUAACCCUCAUGAGCGGCCCAUUCAUUUGCGCUCGUUGUCGAACGCGAAUCCAUCGCUUUUCGCGAGGAUAUUAUUCAAUCAAGUCUACCUCGAGAGCGUCAUUCGUCUCUCUGAACCAACCUCAACCUAAAAUCCAGAAUGAUCGAGUUGCAGCAAUUGAAGAGCCAUCUCUGGAGUUGCCUGAACGGAUAUCCCUGCCACUGACUCGCCCAACAACCUAUCCUCGACGACGUGAAUAUAGAGACAGAACAGAUGGGGCUCUCCAAUCACUCUUCAGAGCUUCGGCUGGAGAAAGCAGUCGCUCUCACCGAAACUUUGAGAGGAAAACCCCCCAAUCGGACAUCCGAUACUCGAACUCCAUCCCAAUCCAGAAGCUUCAACAAAACCUCUCUGAUCCUCAGUGUUCAGUGCAAAACUCCUGGCAGAUAUUAAGAGAAAAUUAUGCUAAUGGUACCGUGCCGAAGCCACGAAAGCCUUUCAAGCGGCCCAAAGGCAGCUCCCAAGAGAGAGAUAUCUGCAAACAGCUACUUCAGCGAACGGUGGAGGCUUUUGCCGGACAAAGAGAAUUGUCUGGGAUUCCUUCUCCAUCCCAGGCAUUAUAUGAGCUUCACAAUUUGCGAUUAAUUGGACUGGAAGAAUGGACGGAUACACUCUGGUCAUUGUUACGGCAUUGUGAAGAUUCUAUUGCAUGUGGUCCCGAACACAGGACCGAAAGAAGGGGGGAAUCUAUGCUUCAGAAUAUAUUCGAAGUCUGGAAUAUCCUCUUUUCAAUUGACAGGGCCGAAGGAAUGAAGAUGCCACUGCCAAAUAAUCGCGAUCACGCCUUCUUUCCGACCAAUAAACAACUACAUGCUCUCAAGGCGGGACUCUCAAGGGACUUCUCUACUCGAUUCCUUUACUUUUUACCACAAUCACGCUCAAGUAAAGUGGGACCAAGCUUGGCAUUUGCAGCAUAUGCCACGUUCGAUUUGCAACAAAGACAACUCUCGCAUAUGUCCCUGGAAACCGCCGAAUCUCGGGAGUUUUUACGCUUCAUGUGUCACCUCGUGGCGUACGGAAAACCGAACUUUUCUUCCAUGAAAGAUUUUGUCAUUUCAAAAGGGGUUUCCGCUGAGUAUGUGGCAAAAGUCCUCGAGAGGACGAUAGAGGCACCGCAGGCUGCGUUACAGCUUCUUGCCAAGAAUGCAAGUCUCGGGCAUGCUGACAGAUCCGGUGUGAGGUCGGAAGACGGAGAUCAAACCAACCACAAGAUUACUUUCUUCAUGAGGCAGCUGAAAAGGGCGACCGAAAGGAACGACAUCGUGCGGGUCGACUCGCUCUGGCAUGAAAUUCCACACCAUUUCCCGGCCCACAAUGAUUUCCCGAACCGGUCUAUUCAUUCUGACGGAGGGAGCGCAAGUCAGCACAGGCCUGUGAAAUUGGAAUUUCAUUCGAAUUCUGCAAUCCCGCUCACAAUAUAUACUCGAUUUCUCUCUGCUUACAUGAGCUUACGCCAGCCUGACCGGGCAAUCGACGUCUGGAACGAAAUGAUUACAGCAGGCCACUCACCCUCGAUAUUAGCAUGGCAUGCUAUGAUGGAAGGGUGCCGUGCAGCACGCGAUGCAGCAUCAUUAGAACAAAUAUGGCAGAGAAUGGUUUUGUCUGGUGUAAAGCCCGACAUUCAAUGUUGGACAACCAGAGUGAGCGGGCUUAUGCGCUGCAAUAAGAAGGAAGCAGGCGUCAAAGCACUGUUUGAAAUGGGCCGUCUCUGGUUGGAGUGUACCAAACGGGCUCAACGAUUGACAAGAGACCGUCCCUCGACCUCUGAUCUCCUUACCAGCCCAAUCGAUAUUGAGGGUGUUAUCAAGCCAACCAUUGAAACCGUUAAUGCUGCGCUGGGCCCUCUUGUAGCCCAGGAACAGGAUGCAUUGGCAAAAGAAGUGUUGUUAUGGGCGCAGUCCUUCAAUAUCCAAUACGACAUUGUCACAUUUAACAUGCUUCUUCGACGAGCAGUCCGCAAAGGUCAGGACGCGGAAGCUAGGACUUUGCUCGCUUGCAUGGAGGCUCAGCAAAUUCUUCCAGAUGUGGCCACCUUCAGCAUCCUUCUUGAUGGGCUUUUCCAGAAUGAUAUGUUCAUCGCCUCCUCACCGGUGGAGCAGCAGAGUUUGAUCACGUCUAUUCUAGGAGAUAUGGAGGCAAGCGGUGUCAAGGCGAAUGUCUACUCCUACGGUAUUCUGAUCGAUCGAUUGCUCAAACAAUGCCUCAAUUUACCGGCUGCACGAGCCGUUCUUGAUCACAUGGCAAGCCGAAAGAUCAAGGCUUCGCCACACAUUUACACUAUCAUUCUUACGCAUUACUUUGACCAGGAGUCUCCGGAUCUUGUUGCUAUUGAUAGCCUCUGGGAACGGAUCAAGCUUGAAGGAGGUGUGGUGGACCUCAUCUUCUGUGACCGACUCAUUGAAGGCUAUGCGCGGACUGGCCAGACUUCCAAGAUGAUGGCAUUUUUGGGUCGAAUGCCUAGCGAAGGAAAGGUUCCUGGGUGGAAUGCCCUUAGUGCGGUGUUGCGAGCCCUGAUCCGCAAUGAGGAGUGGGAAAUGAUCAAGAGAGUCAUUGAAGACGUGGAAAGCGAGGAUGGGUGUUUCAAGCAUGGUAUUCGAGGGCUCAAAGGAGAAGUUGAGUUUUGGGAAUUGGUCCAGACGUUACGAUUAGACGGCACGAUUCCGUUUGUGACUGCUGGUCAGGGAUUGCAGAGCCACCCUGGAGUCGUCAGCUCUGCCCCGUUGGCACCCAGCCACAGUUGAGCUUUGCCGAGAUCUGUAACAUGUGGUUCAUCUCUCGUCUGCCGAGUGGUUGCAGAUACAAUGCUCUUAGGUGAACAGGACAUUCUGCCUACAUGUUCUAUGUUCCGACUAUUAACACGACAAGUAUGUGUGUAUGUUGAAGCCAGGGGAUUGUCAAGUCCGGCCAUGCUGGCCAAUAUUUUGUGCCCGGCAUUUUCAUCUCUACUCGUAUUGCCCUCUGUGUGCCGCUUUCCCUUGCCGGUACAUAUCGCGGGCGGCGCCUCGCCCAGUAUUUUGGGAGCAACGGAGUGGGGCGCCUGUCGUGCAUGCCGCGGACACUUCGACCCCUGUGUCACAUCACCGUGUGGAUGAAGAGGUACAGUAAGGGGGGAAGAUUGUUUACAAAAACUUUUCCCUCCUCUACAAUAGCAGUUUUGCAUGAGGCCUUUUUUGGUCUCUUUGGUCUUUUUUGAAAUGUAAAAGUCUAACUGCCUGUGCU
Molecule: messenger RNA, 3266 nt
Organism: Xylona heveae TC161
Lineage: Eukaryota; Fungi; Ascomycota; Xylonomycetes; Xylonales; Xylonaceae
Exons: 1
Coding region: 17-2788 (923 amino acids)
Molecular function (GO): protein binding
Source: RefSeq, a predicted model, not a curated record